This is a messenger RNA of Rhagoletis zephyria (snowberry fruit fly), 1530 nucleotides long. RefSeq lists its product as uncharacterized. NCBI's taxonomy places the organism in Eukaryota, Metazoa, Arthropoda, Insecta, Diptera, Tephritidae. The record is from RefSeq and is a predicted model, not a curated record.
CUUCUACUUGCAGCACGCACCAAAAGUGUUCUUUAGUUUUUGCUAAGCAUUAAAUUUUUUGUAAUACACGUGAAAUGGAGCCAGGGCAAACCGAUACUGGAAAAACCAACGAUAUGGCCCAAGCCGCACACAGCGGAGCCUCCAACGAUGAGUUUUUCGAAGCGUUUAGCCCUUCCCAGCUCCAACAACCCCCAGCCACGCACAUCGACCGGUUUGAGCGACUAGAAUUGCCACCUUUUUGGAGCCAGCAAAUUCAACUGUGGUUUGUCGCAAUCGAGGCGCAGUUUCAGCUUAGGAAGAUUACUGCGGACACAACUAAAUAUUAUGCAGUGGUCGCCCGCCUCGACCAAGACUCACUCAUCACGGUGGAAAGCAUUAUUUCAAAUCCACCCGAAACAGAUAAGUAUGCUACAUUAAAGGAGGCACUUAUCAACCACUUUGCAAUUCCUCAGGAGCGCCGCUUUAAGAUGCUGUUAUCUGGUAUGGAGCUGAGAGAACGACGCCCCUCUGAACUCCUGGCAGAAAUCAAUCGGCUGGGAGGAAACCAUUUGGACGCAGCAUUCGUCCGCACUAUCUGGCUCGACCGUCUUCCGCUGCAGAUUCAGUUGGCCCUCACUGCCACGGGUGAGCUGGACAACGCUAGGCUUGCACAAUUAGCAAACAAUCUUAUGGAGAUUCAGCGCAACUCCGAAAACCACUGCGUAAUGCCAGUCGCUCACAAGUCUGACAGUAGUAGCGGAAUGCAAAAACAACUCGACGACUUAGCGAAGCAGGUCGAGAAACUAGUACUCAAACUUAACCAAUCAGCGUCGGUCGAGAAUAGUCGUAAGCACCCUAACAACACGGCGAACGUAUCGCGCAGCACUGACGCUAGCGCCACACCAUUAAAUUGCUACUACCACCGCAGAUUUGGUGCACGUGCCAACAAGUGCACACAACCUUGCGCUUUCCAGGGAAACACAAAUCGCCCCCAGUAGACACGGCGGAUACUGGUGGCAAGACAAUACCCCGCCGAUUAUUCGUAUACGACCGCACAAUAGGGACGAAAUUCCUCGUCGACACCGGCGCGGAUAUUUCGGUUACCCCACCUUCUCGUAAAGACAAAACAACACCAACGCACUUUCGACUCCAAGCAGCAAACGGAAGCAAAAUAGAAACUUACGGCGAGAAAGUGCUCGUCCUCAACAUCGGGCUACGGCGACCGAUCCGUUGGGUAUUUCGCAUAGCUAACGUGCCUUACCCAAUUAUCGGUGCAGAUUUGAUCCAUGAAUUUGGUCUUAUAGUGGACCUCAAAUGCGGUCGCUUAAUAGACCCUAACUCAGGAUCGCAUAGCAUAGGCUCGUAUGCCACCGCUCCUGUCACAGCUGUCACAGCCCUCACCGAGGUUAACAAAUUUACGGCUAUCCUCAAGGAUUUCCCGGAGCUUCUCGGCAAUCCUUCCAACCGCACGGCAACCAAGCAUGCCGUCAAGCAUUUUAUACCAACCACUGGGCCGCCAAGUGUUCAACGCGUCCGUCAAUUAUGCCCUGA